This is a messenger RNA of Solea solea (common sole), 1707 nucleotides long. Its product is annotated as SLC35A4 upstream open reading frame protein-like. Bases 91 to 384 code for a protein of 97 amino acids. Lineage: Eukaryota; Metazoa; Chordata; Actinopteri; Pleuronectiformes; Soleidae. The transcript is spliced from 3 exons. The record is from RefSeq and is a predicted model, not a curated record.
GCUGUCACCAGUAGAGGGCAGUAGCACAUUUUGUAACAAAGUAGAGGAAAAACAAGAAGAAGAAAGUGGUUCAACAACAUUACGGAAGCAAUGGCUAAUGGCAAGGAUCCUCUGAGUCAGCUGAAGGAUCAACUGGAGGACAUUCAGAGACGAGUGGAGGAUGAGAUACAUAGUGGGGUUCCUCCGGGAGGCAGUCUCCUUGCCUCUCCUUUCCUGAAGGGUUUUCUGGCCGGGUACGUUGUUGCUAAGCUACGCUCCUCGGCUUUGCUGGGUGUUGCCGUAGGAACAUGUACAGGGAUCUAUGCAGCACAGAAUUAUGCUGUUCCUAACAUUGAAACCACCAUCAGAGACUACAUAAGCAACCUGAAAGCAGGACGCAAAUGAGAAGAGAGGAAGAAUGAAUAAGAGUCCAAGGAAAAAGGGGGGGAGAAAGAGAGACAGCUCCAAGAAGAGGGUGUUAUUGCAGCCACAUAUGGGAGCAAAACAUGUCAGGAAGAAAUAAAUGCAUCUUCCACACUAUGAGUAAAUCGGAAAAUGCUUAAGUGUCACACAAACUUAUAGAAGCUAUACAAGCUAUGGUUGUUUUUUUUGGAUUUUAAAAAAAAAUUAAUCUUGUUACAUGAAAAAAAGACAAAUGUUCAUAUUAACAUUCAAGUUGAAAUGAUUACAAUUCAUUUAACCACACAGCCUAUCAUAGAGCUGCUGUACCUGAUAUCUGAUCUCUACCAUGUCCUGCCUGAAACUAUUAAGAACUGCUCUCUGAAAAUGAUAUAUGAAUAUAUGAAAGUGAGGCCAACAAAUGUUUGUGUGUAAGACCAGCAUUGUUGGCUAUUUUAUCUCCUUACAGGAGGAGUGUCACUUUAGAGAUAUUGGUGUAUAUUUAUCUUCAAGUGGUUUUCACAUCAUAGUUACAGUCGGCAUGCAAGCGAUAGCUUCUGCCCUCUAAUGGUCAAAAAGCAAUUGUAGCAGCCUUUGCACUUCAAUGCUCAGGAGAUUAUUAAGCAUGUCAAAAUUGUCUCAGUUCACAUCUCAUGGUGAUGCUUUGUGUAAAAUCUCAAAAUGUUUUGUUUUUGGUUAGUGUUUCUCCUGCUAAAUCAUUUGUUUUUUAUUUACUACAUAGUCAUCUCAUGGAAAUCAGACUUGUCUAGGUAGGAGAACUGUCAUUUAAACACUAUUAGUAUUAAAAAAGGGUUACGGGAUUUAUUUAAAUGUAAUCUCUAUAUUUCUUCUCACAGCUAUUGACGUUCUCAAGAGAUGUGUAAGAAAGUCCAUCGGCUGAUGUAUGAAAAUAUACACCAGUUAUUUGUGUGCCAAUAUAUAUUUUAAUUGCACUUUGGCGCUUUAACAAAGCAUGAGGUUGUGUGUUUUAUGAGAAAUGUAUUUACUGUGCCUUUCACUACUUGUGAGUUGAUAUCAUCUCAUGCCAUUUGUGCAAAUGCCGUUACUUGAUUGGCAGCUUAAUUCACAAAUUUUUUUUGCACCUGUAUUUAAGGAUUUUGAAGCCAUUUGUUCCGAAAAAUAUCAAGAGAAAACAAGGGAUAUUGACAUUUAAAAUGUUGCGUAUGUAUUAGGUAUGUCCAUAAAUGAUGCUGUUACAGUCAGUAUAUGAUAUUGUCCAUUAUGCUGUUUAUAAUGUAAGUGCAUACAUACAUCAAUGACUGGAUUUGGAAAAUAUAACAUUUUCAUUGGAAAUAUUGGAUUUCAGUU